AUGAAUAUCCACACUUCCCUGGCCAGCUUCAAGACAGGUUCUCAGUUGUCAGACUAUGCAGAUAGAAAUCCGAAUUUAAACGAUGAUGAGGGGGACCCACUUUCAAGGUUCCUCCGUAUGACCGACCCACAAUAUGCAACGACUACAAGUAGUCUAAAAUCGCUAACGUCCGAGAUGGAUGCUCCACCCCCCACGCCAUCGUCUAGCACACUUGAACCACUUGACGCUGGUGAUGGUGUCUAUCCAUAUGCAACAACUAAUAGUCUACAAUUGCUCACGUCCGAGAUGGAUGCUCCACCCCCCGCGCCGUCAUCUAGCACCAGCAAACCACUUGAUGCCGGUGAUGACGUCUACCCUGUAAUCCCUUACUCCGCCCAACUCGACUCUUUAUACAACCCGCCAGUUCCCCAGAUGCUGGCAGGGUCGUCACAGCAUCCUGAGAGAAAUCAUCGCCCUCGACCCUCCUUCACGCCAUAUUUCAUACCUGAACCCAGGGUCCUUCGGCCACCUGAGCCAACAGCUCCGAUGGCUGCCCUCGCUAUCCCAUCCACGAUUGCUGCCCCUGUUGCUUCAUGGCCAAGCACACUGGUCCCUUUGUCACUCAAGUUUGUUGCUAUGCAGCCAGCAAUUACUGCUAGCGGAGUUGCACCAGCGGCCCCUGCCAUCUUUCCUGGUCCUGCUGCUGUGCAGCCAACUACACCAGCCCUCAUUAACGUCAAUUCCCUUGUCAAAAAACAGAUCCUCAAUUCUGCAAAAAGAAGAAUCUUACGAUUCUUCUUGACGGCAUCUGCAAUGGCCGGUACUGAUGGUGAGAGGGCGGCGCUUGUUUCUCUCGCGAUUUCAGAGUCGUCUUCCAUGCCAGGUAUGAAUGUUACAAUCCGAACGACAAGUAGUGAACGUCAGCAGGUGACAGCCGCCUGGAACGGCUGUUUUCGGAAGCUAUUGGACAUGGUACGGAGUUGUCUCGCCUUGGGCUACACUUUCUACCCCCCGCUAGAGUCCAAUCUCCAACCAGUCCAAUUUCGGGGUCGUGUCAUAACCGCAUUGAUUAACGACACUCGUAACCCGUUGGCCUUCAUGAAUAGGUUUACGGUCGACGCAAGCGGGCAUGUCACCAUACUUGACGGGGUUCUCGACAAUCCCCUGAUUUUUCAUGUUGCCGUUCAAUUCAUAUGGUGUAGCGACCUCGGUAUCUCACAAUUCCUCUCCACCUCGGCGUUACAUCGACAUCAACAACUCAACUACGCCUUUGGUGCUAUUGGUGCAGCUGUGAAAUUAGCGCUGCGGGAGCAGAUUCCCCAUCCACCAGUCAUCCUGCCAUUCACGCAACACGAAGGGAGUGAGACAUUCGAGGACAUUGUGCGCUACAUUGGCAACAUGGACGGUGUCCAGAGAAUUGCGUUCGACUAUCGGAAAUCUCAUAUGUUAAGCAUUGGGGACUCGCAGGUUCGAUCGACUAAUGUAUUAGCUCAACUCGACCAUGAUGAUGAUGGCUGGGGUGCAGUAGAUAUCGCAUUACUUUUUAGCUUAGAUACAAACAACUGUGAAUACCUGUUGUUGCAACAGGUGAACGAGGUGCAAAAAAAAAGAGCUAUGGAGAAUGCAGUCUGGAUGACUACAAGACCACAGCGGCAGCGCCCAGCUCCAGAAAAGCCCACUGUGAUGAAGAAAACAACUGCACAAAGGAAAGCUCAUGUGUCUGUAACCAAGCAUGGCCGCCACGAUGGUGGUGUAGCACAAGUUACUAGUAGUCGGCCCGAUACCCCAGAUGAGAUCCUAGGGCUUGCAGCUAAAAAGCGUCGAGUCGGGGGUGUGAAACAUCUAAAGGAAAAGCAAAAUACUAAAGAGGCCAAGGUGAUCACUGAUCCGGACUGA
Molecule: messenger RNA, 1875 nt
Organism: Suillus clintonianus
Lineage: Eukaryota; Fungi; Basidiomycota; Agaricomycetes; Boletales; Suillaceae
Exons: 7
Coding region: 1-1875 (624 amino acids)
Source: RefSeq, a predicted model, not a curated record